GGCGCCAACUAAGCAGUUACACGGAAGUAGAAGGAGGCUAACUUCCGGUGUUCGUUGCACAUUUACCCUUGGUCGCCAAUUUCGGUGGAACGACCUCAUGGCUGCAACGAUUCGCCUGCUGUCCUCUGUGCCGCGCUCAGGCAUCUUUGUGGUCAGCCAGAACGCGGUGAGAUGCUUCAGUGUGUCCCACCAGAGGUGUGGAUUCAAGUAUGUCAAUGCACAAGAGGUGCCUACGGAUAUGAAGUCCAUCACAGACCGGGCGGCGCAGACGCUUCUAUGGACCGAACUCUUCCGAGGUCUGGGCAUGACGAUGAGCUACCUGUUCAGAGAACCGGCCACCAUCAAUUACCCGUUCGAGAAGGGCCCGCUGUCGCCACGCUUCAGAGGAGAGCACGCCCUGCGCAGGUACCCAUCAGGAGAGGAACGAUGCAUCGCCUGCAAACUGUGUGAAGCCAUCUGUCCGGCCCAGGCGAUUACCAUAGAAGCCGAGACUCGCGCUGAUGGAAGCAGGAGGACGACUCGCUACGACAUCGACAUGACCAAAUGUAUCUACUGUGGUUUCUGUCAGGAGGCGUGUCCGGUGGAUGCUAUCGUAGAGGGGCCGAAUUUUGAGUUUUCUACUGAAACCCACGAGGAGCUUCUCUACAACAAGGAGAAACUCCUGAACAACGGAGACAAGUGGGAGGCGGAAAUAGCUGCUAACAUUCAGGCGGAUUAUCUUUAUCGAUAAGACGCUGGGCACAUGGCGACGUGGAUGCUUUCAGUAUGUCCAGAUGCUACAUUUAUACUCUGUACUUUGGCCUCCUCCAAACUCUACAUGUUGAUUCUGCAAACACAGAAGGAAAGACCGCUUCAGUCCUGUUAGCAGACGUCUAUUUAUUUGAAGAAACCCACAAGAAUCCUUUAUGUCUGGGGUGUCAUGUCCUUUUACUGAUGUAACAAUGGUUUCUGCUCCGAAAAUGUUGUCAAUCUGAUAUUGUAGGUGAUAAAAAUGAAAAAGACUGGCUUUCAAGUGGAUCUUCAAAUGAUCUAUUUCCUGUAUUUAGAAAUGAUUUAGUCACAUAAAGAAUCUUCUUAACCAACUACUCUCAUGUAUUCAAAAAUGAAUCGUGGACAAAUGUUUAUCAAACUGUGUUCAUUCUUAACAUAGUUUAUUCAGACAAAAAAUAUCUAAAUUGGUUUCAUGAUUCAUGGCAAAUUCAUUUCUCCAAACUGUAAAAAUAACUUCUUUAAUUCUUUCCUGAAGUUCAUCAAUCGUGGUGACAAUGACCACAGAGUUUACGGUUGUGUCCCGUCUCUCUCAUAAACAUAUAAAAUUUGGUUUGAA
This is a messenger RNA of Oryzias latipes (Japanese medaka), 1327 nucleotides long. Its product is annotated as NADH dehydrogenase [ubiquinone] iron-sulfur protein 8, mitochondrial. The record is from RefSeq and is a predicted model, not a curated record. Gene Ontology annotation, cellular component: membrane; respiratory chain complex I. NCBI's taxonomy places the organism in Eukaryota, Metazoa, Chordata, Actinopteri, Beloniformes, Adrianichthyidae. Gene Ontology annotation, molecular function: 4 iron, 4 sulfur cluster binding; NADH dehydrogenase activity. Gene Ontology annotation, biological process: mitochondrial electron transport, NADH to ubiquinone; mitochondrial respiratory chain complex I assembly.